Molecule: messenger RNA, 525 nt
Organism: Magnolia sinica
Lineage: Eukaryota; Viridiplantae; Streptophyta; Magnoliopsida; Magnoliales; Magnoliaceae
Exons: 3
Coding region: 1-525 (174 amino acids)
Source: RefSeq, a predicted model, not a curated record
AUGGGAUUCGCUGCCAUCCCACUGCGUCCUCGAGCCAAUUCUAUUGAAAUUUCUCCCAUCCCAUCGUACGGACAACGGGAUGAAGGCGCGCAGGCCGUCAUGAAGAAAGAGGAAGAUGGCGAGAGAAAUAUUUCUGGCGUGAAGGUUGCUUUGGGACGUAAGGUAGAUAAUGGUUUCAAGAGGGAAGCCUACCAAGCAAUGACAGAAGAGGUCAUGAAGCAUACGGGCAUACCCGUCAACCGGCAGAAUGUGCAGAACCGUCUGAGGUAUUACAAGCACGAAUAUAUUACCGUCAAGGACAUGCUGGCGGCUAGUGGGUUCGAAUGGGAUAAUGAGCGCAUGGUCGUUACGGCCCCUGAUGAGGUCUGGGAGGAUUACCUUAAGUCUCACCCGCGUGCUAAACAUCUACGCGGGAAAAGAAUUGAGAGAAUGCAUGACCUUGCGGUCAUCGUCGGAUCCGAUCAGGCAACUAGACGAUAUGUGCAAGGAAGUACAAUUAUGGCCAUGUCAUCCUCUCGGAUUUAG